Molecule: messenger RNA, 1467 nt
Organism: Solanum dulcamara
Lineage: Eukaryota; Viridiplantae; Streptophyta; Magnoliopsida; Solanales; Solanaceae
Product: serine/threonine-protein kinase WNK8-like
Exons: 1
Coding region: 301-1272 (323 amino acids)
Biological process (GO): protein phosphorylation; intracellular signal transduction
Cellular component (GO): cytoplasm
Molecular function (GO): protein serine/threonine kinase activity; ATP binding
Source: RefSeq, a predicted model, not a curated record
CCCGAAGAAUAUAAUUAGAAGGAGAAACGAUUCUUAUUUUUUUAUUGACCCGAAUCUUACUUGAACUCGGAUCAAGAAUUUUUCACCCAAUUUCUAGGGUUCCUCAUCAGCUCAGAGAAAUUUGAAGAAGAUUCAUCAUGAAGUUCCGAUCGAUGAAGCUGUCGAAGAAGAAAUUCAUGUGUUUUCAGCCAAGUUUCGACUCUUUCUCAGCUGCAACCGAAGCCUUCUCCGAAAACAACUGAUCUUCUUUCAGGUGACUCUUUUUCCGAUCUGUGUUUUCUUCAACCUUACUGUUUGGUGAUGGAUUACGAGUUACGCAGUAGAGUUGUAGAGAAAUCUCGGUGUGGUAGGUUUAUUAGAUACAGUGAUAUGUUAGGUGGAGGAGCUUAUAAAGAAGUGUACAUAGGGUAUGAUCGUGUUGAGGAAAUUGAAAUUGCUUGGAAUCAAAUUGUUCUUUUCGGAGUAAACGAAGGAUUAAAAUCCCCAGAAAAUUUGUUUGCUGAAGCUAUUCUGUUGAAGUCGUUAAAUCAUGAAAGGAUUAUGAAGUGUUUCUUUUAUUGGUUUGAUUCCAAGUCGAAAACUCUUAACAUGAUUACGGAGUUAUUCCCCUCGGGUAGCUUGAAAAAGCAUUUGUCGAAGUAUGAUGAUAAUGGUGUUGGUGUUGAUUUGGAAAGUUUCAGGAGUUGGGGAAGGCAGAUUCUUGAAGGUUUGAGUUUUCUCCAUAGCCAGAACCCUAAGAUCAUUCAUCGAGAUAUUAAGUGUGACAAUGUGUUUGUUGAUUGUGGUGGGAAGCAAGUUACUCUUGGAGAUUUUGGGUUGGCGGUUUGUCUUAUGGAUGGUAAUUUCGUGAAAGAGAAAGAGCCUAAAGGUACCCCUGAAUUCAUGGCUCCAGAGUGCUACGACGGAGAAUACAAUGAGCUGGUUGAUAUAUAUUCAUUCGGGAUGUGUCUUCUUGAGAUGGUUACUGGUGAAUAUCCGUAUAUAGAAUGUAGCAAUGGGAUCCAAAUAUUUAAGAAAGUGUACACUGGUGUAAAGCCUACAUCUCUCAGAAAGGUGAAGGACUCUAGAUUGAAAGAUAUUAUUGAGAAGUGUAUGCUUCCCAUGUCUAUUAGGCCAUCUGCGGAAGAGUUGCUGAAAGAUCCAUUCUUUUUAUACAACGGCGGAUCAUCACCAUUGGAAGCUUGUGCUCCUGCUUCCUGUUUUGUAAUUAGUCAUCCGCUCAGGGGAUUACAUUGUUGUGCGAGGGAUAUUAGGAAUUUGUAUUUGGUGUGACGAUCAUCACUAGGAUGAAUCACACGCAUUCUACUUGUUUUGGAUUGAGGUGUAAUUGAUUGAUUGAUUCUUUUUCAUACAUGAUAUCUUGGAAAAAAUUUAGAGUAGCCAGGAGCCUUUUCUUUUUCAGAAUUUGUUGUUGAAUGUUACAAUUUUGUUGACUUGGCUAUUGAGAAAGCAAAUAUAUCAUCUUGA